This is a messenger RNA of Sus scrofa (pig), 987 nucleotides long. Lineage: Eukaryota; Metazoa; Chordata; Mammalia; Artiodactyla; Suidae. The record is from RefSeq and is a predicted model, not a curated record.
AUGCAAUCAGAAAACCCCGUAGUCCGCCCGUCCCGCGCAGAGCUUCCCCGGGGCGUGCGAACCGGCCGCCAAGGGAAAGAGGGAAAUGAGGUGGGGGGAUGUUAUGGGAGCCCCGAAAAAACCACCUUCUCCGCCAAGCCCAUCGCUGCAGGACCCCGGGCAGCCGCCGGAGAGGCCAAGCCGUCGUUAGGUACACAGGCUUGGGGGGACUCCUACUCCACCCCCUCAAGCCCCGAGGGUCCCAUUCCUUCCUCCCCCGCCCAGCCCGGGUUAUGCAACACUCACCCCGCCCCGCCCCCCCGCUGGCGCCUGCCGCAUCGCCCCCCCACGCCACGGGCCCUGCCACCUCGCGCCCCCCGCCCGCGUGAGCUCCGAGGCCUCUGGAACAAAGCGCGCGGGGCCGAUCGGCCGGGCCGGGGGCGGCGGCCAUGUUGGCGGGGGCGGCGAACAAAGGCGCGCGGCCCGAGCCUGAGGCCCCCGCCCGCGGCCCGGCCGGCAGGGGGCGCUGUGCAGGCGCCGCCCGCCGCCCGGACAAUGCGCCGGGGCCCGCUGCUCCCCGGGCGCCACCGCCCCUCGGCGGGCCCCGCCCGCGGCCCCCUUGCGGCGUCCGCUCCCCAGCGGCGCACGGGCCUCACCUGCCGGCCACCUAGGCCGCCGUCCGCAGCCCGCGGGCCCCACUGUCCCGAGCCGCGCUCCCGCCCCGGCCCGACCGAGCCAGACGGCGCCGCCCCGCCCCCGCUCCGCUCCGCGGCCGCCGCCGCCCGCCCCCGGCCGCAAGGCGCACGCGCACUGCGCCCGCCGACUGCACCGGCCGCGCCGCCCGGCCCUGGCCCGACGGGCCACAGCGCGCAGGCGCUGCAGUCAGUGGGCGGGGCCUUGAGGUGGUGGGCGGGGCAUGACGGCGGGAUAGGGCGGGGCCUGGCGAUGAGACAAGACUUGACGCGGCUCACCUGGCUGCGAGAAGGGACCGAAUGGGGCAGGGCCUGA